Linum tenue is the source of this 1093-nucleotide messenger RNA. NCBI's taxonomy places the organism in Eukaryota, Viridiplantae, Streptophyta, Magnoliopsida, Malpighiales, Linaceae. The record is from the annotation of a GenBank genome assembly.
AUUUCUUCUUUCUCCAACAUUGAUUCUGCAGACAGACGAGAUGAAGGCGGCUCUGAAGGGAAGAUACAACGACGGCAAUAGCACCGCCGCCGCAACACUCGUCGUCAACGCCGGGGAUGUCAAGCUCCGUGCUUCCCUGACCGACGCCACCGUCGCCAAUGGCCCCAGCUUGAACGGCCUGGCUUUAGCCGUUGAGAAACCGGGAUUCUUCAGCGUUGACUACAACGUACCCAAGCAGGAUGUCUCCUUUCGGUUUAUGAACACGGUUAGGGUUGCAGAUAAGCCCUUGAAUUUGACUUACAUGCAUAGCAGGGGGGAUAACAGGACUAUCCUGGACGGAACCCUUGUAAUUGACUCAUCUAACAAGGUGUCCAGUAACUAUGUGGUUGGUACUGGAAAUUGCAAGUUGAAGUACACUUACACUCAUGGAGGGUUGACUACAUUUGAGCCGACCUACGAUUUGGCAAAGAAUACAUGGGAUUUCGCAGUCUCAAGGAGAGUUUACGGGGAUGACGUGUUUAGGGCUACAUAUCAGACAUCAAGUAAGCACUUGGGGUUGGAGUGGUCAAGGGUCUCGAAGCUCAAUGGGAAUUUCAAGUACAUCAUGGAGUAUGCAAAAUUUUGCUGCUCCAUAACCCUGCCUGCAUCUUUACCUCCCGAGCUAUCCAUUGCCGAUGUGAGACUGGAUCAUUUCAAUCCUCCUGCUGUUUCUGCAUCUGUCAAUUUGGCCGAGGAAGCGAAAAUGCCAAAACUAAUCGCGGAAACCACAUGGAACAUUGAGAUGUGAUCUGCUUCCAGAAGAGACUUAAGUAGCUGCUCAAAACGUUUGUUUUAGACGGUUGUGCCAAACAUUAGGGAGAAAUGACCCUGAGGUAUCAAUGUUCUUGAUAGUUUCAUCUUGUCGUUGUACUCUUACUGUUGUCCAUAAUUCUUACUCGGCUAGAAGCGGGGUCAAGCUCUGAAGACUGAGUCCAUUGUUAGAACUUUACAUGUGUACCUCCUUGCAUUAUAAUACUUUCAAAAUUUUACGAACAGGUCAAAUGUGGUGGUAUGAUGAACUUCGUAUCACUAGUUGCUAACUUGCUAUGUGAUG